GGUGCAUGCAAAUAGCCCCCAAGAAUUGAUUGCUGCCUUGCCAGGGCCAGGGGAAUGUGUUAGGAACGGCGGGCUUCAUGGAAGCAGAGCGCGACAGGAGGCCCAUCAGGCUAGUAAACUUCGUCUCCGAGGAGCAGUUGGAUGAAGCCAGAAAGACCCGAGGAGAGCGUGUCGAAGAUGGCACGGCGCAGAGAGACCGACCAUUGUACGAGAUCUUACGAGAGAAUAAAGAAAAGAAAGAUGCAGAAUUUAAUGAAAGAUUCAAGCAUAGACCUCCCAAAGCUCUGGAUGAGGAUGAGAUAGAAUUUUUAGAGAAACUGGAGAUGUCUAGAAAGGAGUAUGAGCAGCAAAUAGCAGAUGAUGAUGCCAAGCAGCUUCGCUCUUUCCAAGAAGCAGUAGCAAGUCGAGCCUCCAUAGUUCACAAGCUUAAGGAGAAUCCUACUGUACGAAAAGCUGCAGAGAGCGGACAUGCAUUGAAGAGGAGCAUGAAUAAGAGGCCCGGAAAUUUCAUCAUGUCGGUUAAGCCCCAAGCAAAGAAAGCUAAAAUAGAAACCACUGCAAGUGGUUCUGAGAAAUUCGAAGAUUUAAUAAUUCCAUCUGAAGGCUCUACUGAGGAGAAGUUGCCAUUGGAUAAUCUUCCUGUGAGCACACUCGGGAGUUUGGUAUCCUACAGUGAUGAAAGUGACGACGAUUGAUUCAUGUAUUCUGCAGCAUAUUGUAAUUUAAUGGUAGGUGAAGUUUUUUUUUUGUAUUCUCAUUUUAAUGUUUAGCAAUCAGUUUGUGUGGCAAUCAGUUUGUGUGGCUUUAAGAAGUUUUGUCAACCUAGUUUCCACCAUCUUCACGCUGCAUAAUUGUGUGCAAAAUGUACAAAAAAUGACAGAUUAAAAGAUAGGGACUACGGGCAAAUGCAUUUCUAGGUAUUCUGAGUAUAAACUAAAUAAUAUCACUAUAAUUUUAAUGUGUAAAUAUGCAAUGAAAA
This is a messenger RNA of Dendrobium catenatum, 979 nucleotides long. RefSeq names its product PSME3-interacting protein. Lineage: Eukaryota; Viridiplantae; Streptophyta; Magnoliopsida; Asparagales; Orchidaceae. The record is from RefSeq and is a predicted model, not a curated record. The transcript is spliced from 7 exons. The coding region runs from base 78 to 695 and encodes 205 amino acids. Gene Ontology annotation, cellular component: nucleus.